UUUUCUCCUGUUUUUCAUAUGGGGAAGUCUCAAAAUCAUUGUCGGUUAAUCCUAACAUCUUUUCCGUUCAUCCUCUUCCUUUGCGCAUUUGUUUUCCUCAACCAAGUUCGGGUUGACAACUUACUGAAAUUCGGUAAAUUUAUGCCAAUUCAAUUGUAUAACAAUAACUCUUCCACCACCCCCGGUUUACUCUCUACAAAUGAAGGCGAAAUUCGAAUACUCCUCGGAAUCUUAACCCUAGCCGACCAAUAUAAACGUCGUCACUUCCUCCGUCUCAUCUACGGCACACAACCGCGUGUUACCGGUGCGAAAAUCGACGUCAAAUUUGUCUUUUGCAACCUCACGAAAGAGGAUCAAAAGGUACUAGUAGCUCUAGAGAUUAUGAUGUACAAUGACAUCAUAAUUCUAAAUUGCACUGAAAACAUGGACAAGGGAAAAACCUACACUUAUUUCUCGAGCCUCCCAACAUUGUUCGAUACCGAGUUGACCCCACCUUAUCAUUACGUGGCAAAGGCAGAUGACGACACGUAUUUUCGAUUGGAAGCUCUUGUGGAUUCGCUUAGGCCAUUGCCUAGAGACGAUUUGUACUAUGGUUAUGUCAUUCCGUGCUCUAGUAAGGACCCUUUUAAUCGUUACAUGUCUGGUAUGGGAUAUUUUGUUUCUUGGGAUAUUGUUGAAUGGAUUAAGGAUUCGGAAAUUCCUAAGAAACAUAUGGAGGGUCCCGAGGAUAUGGUUUUUGGCGAAUGGAUGAUGGAAGGAAAACGAGGAAUGAAUCGGUUUAAUGCUAAAUGGUCGAUGUACAAUUAUCCCGAGCCGCGGACUCAAUGUACUCAUGAGCUUUGGCCGGAGACGAUCGCGGUUCAUCUUUUGAAGACCCAAGAGAAAUGGAUUAAGACGUUGCAAUUUUUCAACGUUACUCAUAAUAUUAAAUCAUCUAAAUUAUACCAUAUAUAGUCAAUAUUUCUAAUUCUUUACUUUAUAUUAAUUUUCUCUAUCUUGCAUUUUUUUUAAUAAUUAUAUAAUAUCAAUGGUCAAUUGGACGCAUUUAUUGACCAACU
Impatiens glandulifera is the source of this 1058-nucleotide messenger RNA. RefSeq names its product beta-1,3-galactosyltransferase pvg3-like. The transcript has a single exon. The record is from RefSeq and is a predicted model, not a curated record. Gene Ontology annotation, molecular function: hexosyltransferase activity. Lineage: Eukaryota; Viridiplantae; Streptophyta; Magnoliopsida; Ericales; Balsaminaceae. Gene Ontology annotation, cellular component: Golgi membrane. The coding region runs from base 19 to 954 and encodes 311 amino acids.